This is a messenger RNA of Heterobasidion irregulare TC 32-1, 1411 nucleotides long. RefSeq lists its product as uncharacterized. The record is from RefSeq and is a predicted model, not a curated record. NCBI's taxonomy places the organism in Eukaryota, Fungi, Basidiomycota, Agaricomycetes, Russulales, Bondarzewiaceae. Gene Ontology annotation, molecular function: oxidoreductase activity. The transcript is spliced from 7 exons. The coding region runs from base 67 to 1113 and encodes 348 amino acids.
CCCAGGAUCCAGAUUCCAGACUUGCUUGCGAGGGUAGAAAAUCAGACGGUUGGGGGAGUGAGGUAAAUGCCCAACCAUCUUCAGUUCCUCUUCCUUGCCUCCUUCUUCACGGUCCUCGUCACCCUUGUUGCCCUCUCUCAUCUCCUGCAGUCCAAGCUCAGAGCUGCUGGAUACGACAUCUCCGAAAUCAUCCUCCUCGGCCUUCCGAAGACAACUACCCCGGACGCACAAGGUCUCGACAUGGCAUCGGCGCAAGAUUUGUUGAAUCUCCAAGACAACAAGGUCGCCCAGGUGGUUGCGCUCGCGCUCGCGGUAGCCAGCAGCGCUUUCAUCUAUCUCAAGUUCGGUCGCUCUCAAAAAAAGCCCGUCUUGGACCCCAAAGUAUGGCAAGAAUUCCCUUUGGUUGAGAAGAUCGUUCUGUCUCCAAACACCGCCAUUUAUCGGUUCGGUCUCCCCAACCCCAAAGAUAUCCUUGGUUUGCCGAUCGGUCAGCAUAUUCAGAUAGCGGCAGAAAUCAAUGGCAAAGAUAUCAUGAGGAGCUAUACACCGACUAGCAGCGACGACGACUUGGGCCACUUCGACCUGCUCAUCAAGGCCUAUGAGAAGGGUAACAUCUCGCGUCACGUGUCGUUGCUCAAACUCGGAGACAAGAUCCGUGUUAAAGGCCCUAGGGGCCAGUUCACUUAUUCGCCUCAGCUCUCUCGCGAGUUGGGCAUGAUCGCCGGAGGCACUGGUAUCACUCCGAUGCUCCAAAUUAUCCGUGCCGCCUUGAAAAACCCCUCCGACCGCACGAAGCUCAGCCUCAUCUACGCCAACGUGAAUGAAGAAGACAUCUUAUUGAAGAAGGAGCUCGACGAGCUCGCCGCCCAGCACCCCUCCAGGUUUAAGGUCUUCUACGUCUUGAACAACCCCCCUGCAGGCUGGACUGGUGGUGUCGGCUUUGUCAGUAAGGAUCAGAUCUCUACGCAUCUGCCUCCUACGGAUCACGACAUCAAGAUCUUGCUUUGCGGUCCACCGCCGAUGAUGGCUGCAAUGAAGAAAUACCUCGAUGAGUUGAAAUAUGCCGCGCCGCGUACUGUCAGCAAGCUUGUUGAUCAGGUCUUCUUGUUCUGAUCUCUACGUGUCGGGCCUUGAGCACGACGCGGUGUGUGUGCUAAGGAUAUAUACCUCGGAGAUGUAGAAGAGAUUAGAAAGCUGGACGCAGUAGAUGACAGAUGCUCACUCUAUCACUUGAUAUUGUGUAAUGCCUUGCUCGUCUGAAAUGUUUACUCACCGGAGUUUAGGAUAUUAGUUUUUGGAUUAGACUGGACGAGAUUUCUCGGCGGGGGUUCGGCUUUGUCACGCAACUGCGACAUGUAAGAGCUCGGCAGUACAAUGCAGACAUGUGGGCACCGGGAGUGCACCGGGUAUU